CCAUCUUUGCUAGUUAUGUUCAUUUCCUCUGCGCUUAGUCACUCUGGCCGGGGGUGUCGUUCGCUAAUAAUCCUUGAUCAAGAGUUGGGAUUCGAAUGUACGAGCAUGACAAGGUAGCUUUCAUCUAAUUCUCGCCCGGCUCGACCCCGCUUUACCCACUUAGGCACGUCGGGCAACAUGCAUCGCUACCAGACAGUCGAUACUGCCAACAAUAGUAAUGUGUGGCAGCUUGAAGAAUAUGUGACCCAUCAUAGGCCGAUCCUUGACAGAGAAGCUUCCACCGCCAGCCUUGUCCCCAAACAAGGCAACAGCGAUAACAUUAUCGCAAGCAAGGGCAUCAACAACAAUGGAGCAGGAUAUCCCCUUCGUCGUUUCUACUUCCGUUCGAUAGUGGGAGUCGUUGGACCUAUUGCCGUGUCUGUCUAUUUCAUCACAAUCUGGCGUGUCUACCUAGCUUCCCUCAACACAAACACCACCGUAGCGUUCGGCCCAGCAGGUGCAAACUGGAUCUUUUACAGUUGGUUCGUUGCCGGUGUUAUUGGACUGAAUCUUAGCCUUUAUGGUCUGGCGGGCGUUGAGAUAUCCAUGCUGAUGGAGCCAGCAUGGAACGUCGGUAAUGCAAGGCGUUUGAUGCUCCACGCUGACAAGACAUGGUCUGGCCCGGGAGGCUGGAUGAAGGUGCUAAAGCAGACUGUGCAAAUGAGAACGACCAACAAUCAGAGCAUACUCCCAAGCCGACUUUGGUUUAUACUUGCGCUUCCGAGUGUACUUGUAUUCAUCGCUUGGCCGUUGUCUGGUCUAUGUCUAGAGAUGACAGAAGGCUAUGUUCACGGUACAAGAGGGGAUGGUGCAAAUGUCACUGGCUUUUCAUACGCCAACUUCAAUGAGCGGAAUACCGACGAUGCGUAUAGCGCUGCUGGUGUGACAUGGAAGUACGCCCUGGACGCCCGAAUCCCUGGACACGGCGCUGUGUAUUCGGCUCCAGAUUUUGACCGAUCGCAACAGAGCUUCUUGAGGAGUGUUCCAGUUGUUCUACCCAAAAAUGAGGGUAUUCAGAAGCUGUUCCUCACUGCUCAAGCUGAAGUUCCUAUUGAGGGCAACGCUUGGGGACUGCUGUUGCAAUACAACUGCAGCAUAGUUGAGAAAACAUCAGACUUGGAAAUCCUAAAGGAUCGCCAAUCUGCAUCAGACAAUGGCAUUCUCAAUUCAACUCUUGGGUUUAGAAGCUAUAGUGUACAGGGCAACCAAUCGUCUGUAACAGUACGCAAUUACACAGACACUUACUCAAGCGAACCCCGGUGGGCACAGAAUAUGUAUGCGGUCCUCGAAACUGCAUAUCAAAUUUGGCCCAACAAAUCCGCGAUGGACCGCCUGCAGUCGAGUGGCCCUAACGCAAUCUUCACAGAGGGAGCACAAUGCUACUACAACAAGAAUGAAAGUAUAACUGGUGACUACCCCGGUAUUAAUCAGGAGAGAGUUUUCGAGAUUAUACUGUGGCAGCAAAUGUUCAAUAGUUCGUAUGGUACCGGAUCUCCUCCAACCUACAAUUUUACAAUCGACCAUAACAUCACCGAGCUCCAUGGCGCCUACAGCUACGCGGAUUUCAAUUACAAAAACCCCCCCAAUGCAUCCGCGAACUACCCUCGUUUUCCAAUGACUGCGGUUGGAGUCAAAUGCAAAUCAAGUAGUAGCGUAGGAACUGCAGAUAUUGACGGAGUACGCUCAACCUAUUCCAACUUCGUGCGCACCGACACUCCUAUCAACGUCCAGCGCUCGCGAUGCGCCUCGCGUUUUGGUGCAGAAACGCUUGAAUACCUCGUGGCACCAUAUUCGAACAAAGAAUGGCUAUCCGACCUUUUCUCGUCGGUCGCCGCUCCACCACUUUUCUAUGCGUCCUAUACAGACGACCCGGACGACGUUGACGCAGGAACCGGUUACAUGGUGCAGCUUAGCUACCUGCAAGCCUCGCAGCUCAGACAAAGCAUGCUGCGAGCCUACGCCGCCUACGCAGUCCAAGUGAUGUACAACGGAGGCCAGGGAUUCACAGCCCGCGACGGAAGCCACGUUACGUCCCUCAAUCCUAACAUCACGUCCUUCGUCUCCAGUCCCGUUAUCAAGAAAGGUACGAUGCCUGCUGGCCUCCCGGUCGCGCUGUUUGCGAUGUGGGCGGUGAUGAGUACAACACUCUGCGUCAUGUACGGGUUCCGAAGGCGCUGGAGCGAAGUUCUCGACGGACACACUCUGUUCAGACUAGGUGUCGAUUUGCCACAGAGCGACCGCGAUGCAGUUCAGCAGUUCAGCAGUGCACAGGAUAUUGUAGCUUGUUCGGCAUUGGGCGACAUACCUGGACUUGUUGGCGAUAUGGAUCCAGGAAAUGCCGUGGGGAAAAUUGGGUUGGUGGCGCGAAAUGCUGCCGACAAGGCCAAGUUGUAUCAGUGAGGCAUAUUCAGCAUAUUGGUUCUUGGUUGAUUUUUUGAAGACAUUUCUUGAAGCGAGCGAGCAAGCAAGCACUUUUUCACCAUGUUCCUUUUUUUUCUUUCCAAAUGUUCCAGUUAGUAUUCCAUAAGGCACAUAGAUGAUUUUACUCGUAAAAUGAGAUUUGAUAGGUCAUAAU
Messenger RNA from Aaosphaeria arxii CBS 175.79, 2614 nucleotides. RefSeq lists its product as uncharacterized. The record is from RefSeq and is a predicted model, not a curated record. The transcript is spliced from 2 exons. Bases 178 to 2439 code for a protein of 753 amino acids. Lineage: Eukaryota; Fungi; Ascomycota; Dothideomycetes; Pleosporales.